Messenger RNA from Daphnia pulex (common water flea), 2190 nucleotides. RefSeq lists its product as uncharacterized. The record is from RefSeq and is a predicted model, not a curated record. The coding region runs from base 1303 to 2124 and encodes 273 amino acids. The transcript is spliced from 5 exons. Lineage: Eukaryota; Metazoa; Arthropoda; Branchiopoda; Diplostraca; Daphniidae.
UAUUUUAGAAUUAAAUUACUCUCUAAGAAAUAUGUCGGUAAAAAAGUUCGAGUUUAUUUCUCGGUACAUUUUUACCUAUAUAUUUGUCGGUUUUUCAGCAUUUUCACCGCCUAAAUCCCUACACUCCCGCUUUUGAAAGACCAACACUAAAAUACCGACAAUUCAAAUCGGGAUUCAUUUUGAGGGGGAAAAAAUCCUGAAAAGCUUUAUCAGAAGUGUGACGCGCGAAGCGAAGAAAAACCAAAAUUGUGAAAGAAAAUGGGCCCAUGCGUCACCUUUCUUGUUUGAAAUACGAAUUACGGAAUGGGUUUUUUAAGCGAUUAAGCCACGUUGUUUGUAACUUCAGAAAUAUAAGCAAGACCUUAACAACAAGAAAUCAAUAUACCGCCCUUGCUCACUCUAUAAUUGGUGAUAACAUACGAGACGAGUUUCACUUUUUUUGUCAGCCAAAACAAACUUUGUUAAAAUCUGUUGAAUCUUUUGAAACCGUAGCACAAAAACUAAAUUUACCUUUGACGACGACUGUUGGAAUUUGUAAACACAUUAAUCGUUUUGGCGUAACUUAUUCAACCGGAAACAUUGUCGUUGUCAGUAAAGAGAAUUUUGAACUACAGUUUGGUGAAAUAAAAGCUGUCAUCUGCUGUAAUAAUUUAAGGUGCGUUCUGUUGGUGGCAAAAUUAGAUACUGUGGGUUUUAAUUCACACUUACAUGUAUUUCAAGUGAAUAGACCAAUUACUACUAAAUAUAUAUGCAUGGAUUUCACGGAACUUUUUGAUUACCACCCUUGUGACCUUCAUUACAGCAUUUCUGAUGGAAAUUUCUAUGUAAGAUUAAAAUAUCAACUCAUUUCAAAUCCGUAUUUUAAAGACUAAAUGUUGCUGUAAGUAAAUUGUCACAAUAGUCUGAACACCCGCGAAACCAUUUUGCGUUUUCUACAACAAAAAAUAUUUCCGUUUUUGUAAGUCUUAUCUUCUAGCGAAGGAUUUUUGUUACGGGGGAGUGAUUUUUUACUUUCCCUUUCAGCGGAGAAAAAUUAUUCCUUUGUUCUCCUCAAAUUCUCAAAUUCUCCUCCUCUUCUCCAUUUUUCCCACAAAUCAUUUUGCUUCCGUGUGCGACUGUUGUGUUUUAACAGUUAAAGUGAAUUAUAUUUUUGUGAAGACUGAACCAAAGUGAAAACAAUUAAAAGAAUGCGUCUAUGUCAACAAGAAUAAAGGGGCCGUAGUUCGAAGUUAUACGAAAAGAAACAGAAUAGAGGAAUCGGAUGAAGAAAUUGACAUCAGCUUGACGGAAAAAGAAAUAUUUAUGCGGGAAAAUCAAGUGACGGCGUAUAAUAAGGAAAGAAUGGUUCAAUUUCAUCGCGACACCAUAGAAACCCGCCGAAAGUGGAUUGCCGAUAAAAAGCCUACAGUAACUGAUAUUAUGAAGCGAUUCCCGAGGUUUACAUCUACAAAGGAUGCGAUUGACUGUGACCAUAAAUCUGCCGACGGAUGGGAAACUGCUCUGUUUACGGAGAGGUGGAAAAAAAUAGAAAAGUCCUUGGCCAUCGAAAUUUUGAAAAAACAUGGAGUAUUUCUGGAGCCUAGUGAAUUUACGACGGAUAUAGUUAAAUCUUAUGAAGACCCCUUGUGUGAUUUCAAUGCAGCCAACGAGAGAACUCUCUUGAUUUUUCUAUCGCUCCCAGUGCUUUUUCCACCGCGCCCGUCUAGGGCCUUCAAAGGCAAUACGAUCCCUAAUGUCACCAUGCUUUCUAAAAAACUUGUUCGGCGGUUUCCAAAUGGCACUAACUUAGCUGAAGCACUACAACAAGCUGAAUCCGACGGCAUGAUUCAGCCUGGAUUAAUUGUAAUUGGUGAUCGUCGUUACAUCAAGACUGAUCUCAUCCCAAUCAAAAUUUCUACCUCAUCUGCAGCUGAAUCAAUUUCAAUUUUAUUCGCUGUUUAUCACAUAUUCAACCUUAUUUUCCCUGAACACCUGAAUUUAGUGUACAAUUUUUUGCAAAAUACGGUGAAUUUUGUUGAAAAAGAGACUUCACAGCCCCCAAACAAGAAAAAGAAAUCGUCAUCAAAGUCCCUAGUAGUCAACGAAUUUUCGAUGAAAAUUCUUAAUCAGUUGUCUAAUCAAUAACAAAUUGUUUUGUGUGACUCGAUAUGACUUCCGAAAUUCUGAAUAAUAAAAGGUUUUUCUAUAAAA